AGGGAGGGAGCCGGGUCCCUGCAGAGAACCCGCCUGAAGAAGGACACCGGGGAGAUCGGGCUGGAAGGAUGAGGAGCUGCCGCCGCGGACUUCCGCUGCAGCAGGAGGGAUUUGAGUUAGACGCUGGGAAGGAGUUCCAGGCUGUGAGCUCAGUUUGUAAAGGUCUUCAGACCAAGGACGGUGACUUCUGCCCCAAAGCCUCAAGAUAGCAGCCUGCUCAGACACAUCCAUCUUGGGUCCUCUCCAAGAGGACCUGGCCACCGAAGGGUCGUCUUCUGCUGCUGACCCCCAUCAAAUCCCAUCAUGCCCACAGCCCUGUGCCCCCGAGUCUUGGCUCCGAAGGAAAGUGAGGAGCCCAGGAAAAUGAGGAGCCCACCUGGAGAGAAACCUAGCCCCCAAGGAGAGCUCCCCAGUCCAGAGUCCUCCCGCCGCCUCUUCCGCCGCUUCCGCUACCAGGAGGCGGCGGGUCCCCGGGAGGCCCUGCAGCGCCUCUGGGACCUCUGCCGGGGCUGGCUGCGGCCUGAGAGGCACACCAAGGAGCAGAUCCUGGAGCUGCUGGUGCUGGAGCAGUUCCUGGCCAUCCUGCCCCGGGAAAUCCAGAGCUGGGUGCGGGCCCAGGAGCCCGAGAACGGCGAGCAGGCUGUGGCUGCAGUGGAGACACUGGAGCGGGAGCCAGGGAGACCCUGGCAGUGGCUCAAGCACUCUGAAGACCCCGUGGUGAUCGACGAUGGGGAUGGCCAUCCGGACCAGGAGCAGGACCGACUGCCCACCGAGCCCCAGAGUGACCUUGCAAAGAACCAGGAUGCCCACCCCAUGGCUCUGGCAGAGGGCACCGGGCUCCUGAGCCGACCGCCAGGGCAGCUCAGCGGGGACCCAGUUUCACAAGACCCUUCCCUUCUUCAGGAGGAGAGUUGGAGGGACACACAGCAGGUGACCGCCUUCCAGCUGCCUUCGAACCGGGUUUCUCCAUUCAAGGACAUGAUCUUCUGCUUCUCUGAAGAGGACUGGUCCCUUCUAGACCCAGCCCAGACUGGCUUCUAUGGAGAAUUCAUCAUAGGGGAGGACUGUGGGGUCUCGCUGCCUCCAAGCGACCCAGUUUCCCAGCCAGCCCUCUCCCAGGGAGAGGAGAGCGAGCCACGGGUUCCAGAGCUGCAGGACCUCCAAGGGAAAAACGUUCCCCAAGUCUCCUACCUGGACUUUCAGAGUCUCCAGCCGUUCCAGAUAGAAGAAAGAAGAAAAAAUGAGGUACAGGUGCCAGAAUUCCAGACCUGCCAGCAGGUGGCGCUUUCUCCAAGCACCUACCCAGCGGGUGGAGGCGCGCUGGCCCCCGAGAACGGCCUCAACGAGGAGGUGUCCAUCGAGAUCGUCCUGUCCAGCUCGGGGGACGAGGACUCCCAGCACAGCCCCCACUGCCCUGACGAGCCGCGGGGUGCCACGGAGAAGCCGCGUGUCCUCCCCACCACGCACAGGAGCAGCUCCGUGGGCUUCACGGACGUGGGCGGCGAGGUGCAGGCCUCCUCCAAGAAGUCCUACGUCUGCCCCAACUGCGGGAAGAUCUUCCGCUGGAGGGUGAACUUCAUCAGGCACCUGCGGAGUCGCAAGGAGCAGGAGCAGCCCCACGCGUGCUCCGUCUGCGGGCAGGUGUUCGGCGACAGCGAGGACCUGGACGGGCACCUGGAGACCCACGAGACCCAGAAGCCUUACACGUGCAGUGCCUGCGGGAAGAGCUUCCGCCUCAACUCGCACCUGCUGUCCCACAUGCGCAUACACCUGCAGCCGGGCGGACUGGGGCCCGCGGAGGCCAAGGCGCUGGGGCCGCCGGGGGCGCAGGGCGGCAGCCCCAGCGCCCUGCUGGAGAAGGGCAAGGGCAAGCCGGGCUUCAAGUGCUGCGACUGCGGGAGGGCGUUCCAGCGCCAUGACCUGCUGGCCCGGCACCGGAGCGCCGCGCACGCCAAGGCGAAGGCCGGCGCCUUUCAGUGCCGCUACUGCGUCAAGAGCUUCCCGCAGAAUUACGACCUCAUCCGCCACGAGCGGUCGCACAUGAAGCGGCGCUCCAAGCAGGCGCUGAACUCCUACUGA
Molecule: messenger RNA, 2079 nt
Organism: Trichechus manatus latirostris (Florida manatee)
Lineage: Eukaryota; Metazoa; Chordata; Mammalia; Sirenia; Trichechidae
Gene: ZNF496
Product: zinc finger protein 496
Exons: 9
Coding region: 304-2079 (591 amino acids)
Biological process (GO): regulation of DNA-templated transcription
Source: RefSeq, a predicted model, not a curated record